This is a messenger RNA of Phyllostomus discolor (pale spear-nosed bat), 5533 nucleotides long. RefSeq names its product N-acetylated alpha-linked acidic dipeptidase like 2 (gene NAALADL2). The coding region runs from base 594 to 2978 and encodes 794 amino acids. NCBI's taxonomy places the organism in Eukaryota, Metazoa, Chordata, Mammalia, Chiroptera, Phyllostomidae. The record is from RefSeq and is a predicted model, not a curated record. The transcript is spliced from 14 exons.
UAGAUGAGGGAGCUGAGAUUCAAAGAAGUAUCAUUCCUCCCUUAUACUUACAUAGCUAGUAUUGAAGAUACUAGAGUCUUUUUUUCCACCAGUGCACAAAAGUGACUCCCAAACUCUUCCUUAUCUCCCUGUAUUUUUUACAAGUGAAUGUUGGGAAAUUCACUUUAAAUUUUAUUUUAUUUCUCUAAGAGAAACAGAAUGGAAACACCAGGAAAAAAAAAUAAAUAGAACUCUGACUCUGUACCAUGGUGUGUUGGUAGUGUCAACACUCUUUCAGGGGAAAAAUGUAAAUCCAUUUCGGGACAAAAGUGAAAGUAGGGAACUAAAAGUUAAUAUUAAAACUGAAACAAAGCCACGUUUUGUGAAACGACCAUUAAUAGCAGUACAUUGGAUCAAAGGAUGUGAUCUCACUUCAUAGUAAAACAGGUCCUGCAAGCCCAGGUAACUCAGGAAGCAGAAUGGUAAUUAUUCACAGAAGAAAGCAGGUAGUAUUCUGUUACAAUACUACAGUAGAAAGUCAGAAGGUCAUAACUCUAGCUGGGUAACUGAAACAACUUGAAACUGUUUGGCGCCCUUUAAAAAGAAAUAAUAAGAUGGGAGAGAAUGAAGCAAGUUUACCUAACACAUCCUUGCAAGGUAAAAAGAUGGCCUAUCAAAAGGUCAAUGCAGAUCAAAGAGCUCCAGGACAUUCACAGUACUUAGACAAUGAUGACCUUCAAGCUACUGCCCUUGACUUAGAGUGGGACAUGGAAAAAGAACUGGAGGAGCCCGGUUUUGACCAGUUCCAACUAGAUAGUGCUGAGAAUCAGAACCUGGAGAAUUCAGAGACUGCGGACCUCAAUCUUGAUUCCAUUCAACCAGCAACUUCACCCAAAGGCAGGUUCCAGCGACUUCAAGAAGAGACUGACUAUGCUACCCGUUACACAAGAUCUGCACCAAAGAGCAACCACUGCAACCUUUGCCGCCUUUUAAAAAUACUUUGCACAGCCAUCAUUUUAUUUAUUUUUGGCAUUUUGAUAGGCUAUUAUGCACAUAAAAAUUGCCCUUCAAAUGCCACUUCUUCAGGAACACUUGAUCACCAGUUAUACCAAGAGAUUCUCAAGACAAUCCAAGCAGAAGAUAUUAAGAAGACUUUCAGAAAUUUGGUACAACUGUACAGAAGUGAAGAUGACACAGACAUUUCAAAGACAAUUAAGACUCAGUGGACUUCUCUGGGCCUUGAAGAUGUGCAGUUAGUAAAUUACUCCGUGCUGCUUAAUCUGCCAGGCCCGUCUCCCAGCUCUGUGACUCUGAGCAGCAGUGGCCAAUGCUUUCAUCCUAAUGGCCAGCCUUGCAGUGAAGACGCCAGAACACAGAGCAGCCAAGAUCUGCUCUACUCAUACGCAGCCUAUUCUGCCAAAGGAACUCUCGAGGCUAAAGUCAUUGAUGUGAGUUAUGGAAAUACAGAUGAUUUAAAAAGGAUUAAAAAGAUGAGAAAUGUAACAAACCAGAUUGCACUCCUGAAAUUAGGAAAAUUGCCACUACUUUAUAAGCUUUCCUUAUUGGAAAAGGCUGGAUUUGGAGGUGUGCUUCUAUAUAUUGAUCCUUGUGACUUACCAAAGACUGCAAAUCUUAGCUAUGAGACAUUCAUGGUGUCAUUGAAUCCAGGAGGAGACCCUUCUACCCCUGGUUACCCAAGUGUCGUUGGAAGCUUUAGACAAGACCGAACAAACCUCACCUCUCUACUAGUGCAGCCCAUCUCAGCGGCCCUCGUUGCAAAACUGAUCUCUUCAUCUAAAGAUAGAACCAAAAACGGUGCCUGUACCCCCCUGGAACUUCCACAUAAUGAGAGAAUUGUCAACAUGCACAUUCAGACAGUCACAGAAUUCAAAACAGUUACUAAUGUUGUUGGGUAUUUAAAAGGCUUGACUUCUCCAGACCGCUAUGUCAUAGUUGGCAGCCACCACCACACAGCACCCAGUUACAGUGGACAAGAAUGGGCCAGUAGCACUGCUGUAAUCACAGCUUUUAUCCAGGCCUUGAUGUUCAGAGUUAAGAGAGGGUGGAGACCAGACCGCAGUAUUGUUUUCUGUUCCUGGGGAGGAACAGUUUUGGGCAAUAUUGGCUCAUAUGAAUGGGGAGAGGAUUUCAGGAAGGUUCUGCAGAGAAAUCUUGUUGCUUAUGUCAGCCUCCAUAGCCCCAUGAAGGGCAACUCAAGUCUGCGCUCUGUGGCUUCACCAUCUCUUCAGCAGCUGGUAGCAGAGAAAAAUAAAGUCAACUGUUCCAGAAGAGCUCAAUGCCCGGAAACCAAUGUCAGUUCUGUACAGAUACAAGGUGAUGCGGAUUAUUUCAUCAACCAUCUUGGAGUUCCCACUGUGCAGUUUGCGUAUGAGGACACCAAGGCAAUACAGGAUCCAGGUUUUCUCUCCGAGGCCCUUUUUCCUAAAAGUGCAAAGAAAAUUGAAGAAAUGGAUCCUUUUUUCAAACUUCAUGAAACCAUUACCAAGCUCUCAGGAGAAGUGAUUUUACAAAUUGCCAGUGAACCAGUUCUGCCCUUUAAUGCUCUCGAUAUAGCUUUAGAAGUUCAAAACAGCCUUAAAGGUGAUCAACCCAACACUCAUCAACUACUAGCCCUGGCUUCACACCUGCGGGAAAGCGCUGAACUCUUCCAGUCAGAUGAGAUGCGUCCUGCUAAUGAUCCAAAGGAGAGAGUUCCUCUGCGUGUCCGAAUGCUGAAUGACAUUCUCCAGGACAUGGAGAAGAACUUCCUGGUUCAGCAAGUGCCGCCAGGCUUUUAUAGGAACAUCCUGUAUCACCUUGAUGACAAGACAAGUCAGUUUUCAAUACUCCUGGAAGCUUGGGAGCACCGCAAGUCACUUGCAUCGAAUGAGACCUUUCAAGAAGCCCUGUCAAAGGUGUUGCACAGCAUUAAUUCAGCUCAGGUUCACUUCAAAGCAGGACUUAAUGUGUUUGACAGUGUCUUGGAUGGAAAUAACUGAGAAAAAUCUCAGCAUUUUUAAAAGGUUGCUUACAACUUUUCAAACAAAAGCUCUAAUUUAAUCAGAUUUUCUGGUAUUGAAGUUCUUUACCCCCAAUGACUUUUUAUACAAAUCUGAAGAUAUUAUUACAUUGUAUUUUAAUGGACAUACAAAAAGAGCAUUUUGCACAUUUAAUAUUUUUCUUAUAUCUGCAUUUCUGAAUAUGUAAAAGCAGUUAUUGAAAUAAUACUAUGAUUUAUGUAUUAAAAAGAAAUCUACUGUAUUUUUAUAUAUAUAAACUGUUUGGGGGAAACAUUCUAAGAAGUUUUGGACAAUCUUCACUCCUAUGGAUAAAACCCAUAGGAACAGAAGUUGUUUCUUAUGUUAGAGCUUUUAAUGACCCACUUUCUGUAAUAGAAAAGAAGAGUUGAUACGGUUUCAGAUUAACUUCACUAUUAAGUAUUCAAUAUGAAGAACUCAAGUAUUUUGACUGAGUGAUUGGUUGACCAAAACCACUUUGAAUGUUUUUAUUUUAUGAAACGAAGUGCCUGUUCAUAACACAACUAGAUGUAGUAAUACACUGGUUAUGAAAUUGUAUUUUUUAAAGUAUUAAUGAAAAAAAGAAGAGCCAUAAACAUUCCAGGGAAAGAUCUUCAGGUAGCUGCACAGAGCAAUUUAAAUGCAAAUUUUUCCCUAACAACUUAAAAGGUGACAAGCUUUGAAAUCUCUAAUUUGCCUCAGUUGAUUUUGUAAAAAAUUCAGAAGUGAUAUAUGCCUUAUGAGGGAUAAAAUUUUUCUUAUUUCUUUGUGUGUUGUUUCUGUUGGAAGCACUAAAACAGACUACUCUAAAAUGAAAUCAUCUCACAUUCUUUGAAAACCCCCAAAUAUCUUAAAAAGCAUUAAAUUGCUAUUUUGCCACUGAAAAAGGACUUACUAUGAAAGAAAAAGUUGUUCUGAUCAAUGAAAAAAGUUCCUUAAUUCUAUGAGGAAACUUUUGAUAUGUUUUCCUUCUUUACCUGUAGCUCUGAUGAAGGUGAAAAUAAAGAUUAUAUUCAUGAUCCUAAUUUUAUGCAGAAAAAAGAAAACAGUGUUACUGUAUGAAUCAGUCCUUCCUACACUCCAAUUCUUUCCUCAUGUGAAAAAGGAAACUUUUCAUACUGACAUUGUCAUUGACUGGCCCUGACAUCAAUUAUUCCCCGAAACCCUAGACUUCUGUCAGGUGACAGUUUAAACUUUUAACUUGCCCUUAGAAAAUGAUUUGAAUUUUUUUCUUCUGAUAUUGGAUAAAGCAAAUCCCCUGAAGAAACAUAUCUUCAGAAUAGUUCAUGUGAUUUUUUUUCUCUACUCAACAAACACACUUCCCCAUUACACAUGGCUGAGCUACAUUGCAGACAGCGCCUGUGUGUCUAAGUCUUUGCUUUUUAUGGAUGAGCAUAAACCUAAUCUUAGUUUAAAGGAAACCUAAGUUGAGGGGAAAGAAUUAAUCAGUAUUGAUUAAUUGAUUUAUAAAGCUGAGUUGUUCCUACCCGAAGUAAUGUUUUUACGCUCAAGGCAAAGAAGAGAAUGGAGGCAAUUAGCUAGAUAAUUCAAGCAGAAAUCCAUUCAUUUGAUUGCCUGUGUGCAUAUAUUUUUACAUGAGAAAUGAAACUACCUUUUUUUUAAAAACAAUAUACUUGUUUGUUUGAAAAUAUUUGCUGUGUUGAGGAGUUCCUAUAGGAAAGGGCUAAAAGGGCAGGCAGCUGCAUACCUAGACACCCGCCCCCUCUGGUUCUACAGAAACCAGCAGCAGAAAAGAGGUGGAGGGAUGUGGGUGGGAUCAAGUAAAGGAAUGCCCUGUAUACCAAAGGAUCUUCAAUAUUCAGUCAAGCUUUAAUGUGUUGAAUUUAAAGCAAAGACAAAUAAUUAUCAGUUUGAUAGUUGAUCAUUCUAGAACAAAAUCCUAAGCAAAUUCACACCUUUAGGCUAUAAGAGCAUUAAAAGCACAAAAUAUUUUUGUUUGUGCAUUUUUGUUUCAUGAUUGUGUACAUAGGUAAACCACAUUGCACAGAUAAAAAUCCAAAUAUUAUGUAUUCUGCACUUCUAAAUUAUAUGCUAUUUGAUAUAUUAGAAUUGAAGUUCACUGUGGAAUAACAUGUUUUCCUCAGUCUAUUUAAGAGAUCAUGUGAAGAAACUAAAUUAUAAUUAAAACAGAUGUCCACCAGCUUUACAGAUGCUGCCCUGUAUGUUUUGACUGCAACAAAACUCUUUUAACUAGGAACAAUACUGCCACGGUCUGAUUACUUCAGGUUCCUCCAAAUUUUAUAAUUUUAUAAUUCUAUAAUUUUAAUUCUUUUCCCAUUGAUCCAGGUAUAUAAAAUCCUAUGCAAGUUAACAAGUGUUUUUGGUGAAUUGGUAGUAGGUUUUAAUUCUUGCUGAGAUAUCUGGGUGCCCGUUAAUUCUCACAAUCCUUCAUACAUAGAAUUGUGUCAAGAUAUAAUAAACCAUAAAUGCCAAGAGAAUGUGACAAGUGUGCACCACUUGAACUUGGGUUCAAGAAGGGUACAUUUGGGACACUGCCCUUUGUGGAAGAGCAUAUA